AUGAUCGUGCUUGGCUGGAUGCUUUCUGUUGGAUUUGCAUGUUACAUGGGCACAUUUCCAGAGUUUGUGCCUCCAACUCUGAAAUGGAAGGAGAGGUAGGCUGUUCAGGAGAGCAAGACACACCUGAGGAGUCGGAUUUUGGAUGAAGAUCUGCAGCUGUGA
Messenger RNA from Globicephala melas (long-finned pilot whale), 162 nucleotides. It is a transcript of the gene MISFA, whose product is annotated as mitochondrial sheath formation associated. The record is from RefSeq and is a predicted model, not a curated record. Lineage: Eukaryota; Metazoa; Chordata; Mammalia; Artiodactyla; Delphinidae.